Messenger RNA from Sus scrofa (pig), 565 nucleotides. RefSeq names its product neuropeptide W (gene NPW). The record is from RefSeq and is marked validated. Gene Ontology annotation, molecular function: G protein-coupled receptor binding. Lineage: Eukaryota; Metazoa; Chordata; Mammalia; Artiodactyla; Suidae. Gene Ontology annotation, biological process: G protein-coupled receptor signaling pathway; feeding behavior.
CCUCCGGAGCCAGUUCCUGGUCCGCCCCGCCGGGAGCCGUCAGCAUGAACCCCCGGGCACGCGGCAUGGGAGCGCGGGGCCCGGGACCGGGGGCCACUGCGAGGCGCCGGCUGCUGGCAUUGCUGUUACUGCUGCUGCUGCUGCCGCUGCCCGCCCGUGCCUGGUACAAGCACACGGCGAGUCCCCGCUACCACACGGUGGGCCGCGCCGCGGGCCUGCUCAUGGGGCUGCGCCGCUCGCCCUACAUGUGGCGCCGCGCGCUGCGCCCGGCGGCCGGGCCCCUGGCCUGGGACACUUUCGGCCAGGACGUGCCCCCUCGGGGACCCUCCGCCAGGAACGCCCUCUCUCCGGGGCCCGCCCCUCGCGACGCUCCGCUGCUUCCCCCCGGGGUUCAGACACUGUGGCAGGUGCGACGCGGAAGCUUCCGCUCCGGGAUCCCGGUCAGUGCGCCCCGCAGCCCGCGCGCCCGGGGGUCCGAGCCGCAACCGGAAUUGGGCGCCUCUUCCUGGACCUCGGCGGAGUAGACCAGAGCCUUCGGAGAGUCUUCAGCUCAGCGGUGGUCUGC